AUGGCGAAUGUAGAUAAUAAUAAAUUUUAUUUUGAUCGUAAAAAUUAUUUUCUACGUUUUGUAUCAAAUGAAGAGAAAUCAGAUAUAAACCAUGGAAUUAAUAAUAAUUUAAAUUCAACAAGCAAUUCUAUGAGUAGAAAUAUUCGUCAUGCACUAGAAUAUUUUGUUGAUGAUUUAAGACGUGAUUCACAUAGGACUAUAGAAAAAUUUCUUAACGAACAAACUGUAAAUGAUAUUCUUCGUUCUAUUGCACAAUUGUUAUUAAAUGAAGACGAUCGUAUCUGUGGUAAUAGUGCUUAUAUUAUGGGUAGUACAGUUGGAACAGAACUAGGAUUAACACAUUUCUUCACUGCCUUUUCCAGAAAUCGAACAUCAAACACUGUUGAUAUUGUACAAGUAUUAUGCAAAUUAUUAACUCAUUCCGAUUCGGAAUGUGUAUUGAAUGCUGCAGGAACACUUGGUACUAUAUGCGGUUCAAAAGAGGGACGUGAUUUAUUAUUAAAUCAUACUUGUAUUAACCAGUUGAUUAUAAAUACAUCAUCAUUAUUAUCUUCUACUAAUUCUUGGAUUGCUAGUAAUGUUGGAUUAAUAUUAGCUAGAAUCACUGUUGAGGAAAUUGGUUGCAAAAUAAUAUUAACACAUUCUAAACAUCGAGAAAUUCUAAAUCAAAUUUUAUCAGCACUUGAUAUUAGUGAUCCAGGUCGUUCAACAAAUGCUGCUUUUGCUAUAGGACGUUUAAUAGAAGGAGAUGAUGGAAAAAAAACAUUAAUUUCUGAUUGUGGACAAUAUAAAAUUUUUGAUGCAUUAUUAUUGAUGCUUGAAGUUAAUGAAGAAAAAGGUGUAAAUAAAAAUGCUUGUUAUGCAUUAAGUUGUUUAUGUACAACACAAUUUGGUUUUCAAUUAUGUCUACAAUAUUUACCAACUUUUCAUCGAAUUAUUUUAGCUAUUGAAACAUUAUUAAUAUCAAUUGAACAUGAAACUGUUUGGUUUGCUUUAAUGUGUCUCAGAACAAUUGCAGGACAUGAUGGAGCAAGUGAACAUAUACUUCGUUCAAAAACUAUAAUCGAUAAAUUAAAACAAAUACGAGAUAAAUGGAAUAAAUAUCAAGAUAUUCAAGAAGAAGCAAGAGGUCUUUGGUAUUUAUUACAUAGAAAUAUAAAACCUAAUCGACCAAAAAUUGAUGAAUGUCGAAAUACAUCUGCUGAGAUUUCAUGGGAUAUAAAUGUAAAUAGUUGGGAUGAUGCUGCAUUACAAUUUCGAAUUAUUCUCAAUAAUCAAUCAAUUGGUGUAACAAAUACCACAAAUUAUAGUUUAAAAGAUUUGCAGCCAAAUACAAAUUACAAUGUACAAAUUCAAUAUAUUACACCUCAAGGUGAAAAUAUUCGUAGUGAUCCUACGAUAUUUCAUACAGAUGAUGAAUUACCUCCACCUGUUAAUAAUCUUCAUGUUGAACGAGCAACAAUGACAGCAGUUCGUGUUUCUUGGGACUCACCAGAUCUUUCUGCAUGUAAUUUAGUAAAAGGUUAUCAAACAUAUUUAAAUGAUGUUGAACAUGAACGUACAACUGAAUGUGUGAUAACCAUUGGUUCAUUAUCAGCUAGUACAACAUAUAAAAUUGAUGUAUGUGUAGUAACUAGUAAAGGCAAUGGACCACGAGCAUCAAUCAAUGUAGUAACUGCUUCAACAGGUGAUUCAAAUCCAGCACCACCCACAUUUUCCGUAAUAGGUCGACGUGAAAUACAUAUUAAAUGGCAACCACCAGAAGUUAUAGCUGGUCGUUUUACUCGUUAUGAACUUUAUUGUAAUCGACAAGAUAUACCUAUAUAUUCAGGUCAAGCUCAAGAAUUUCAUGCAACAAUGCUUAAAUCAGAUACAGCAUAUACAAUGGAAGUUGUUGCUAUCACAAAUGAAGGUCGAUUUCGUAGUAAACCAGCAAAAACUCGUACAUUAAAAGAUGAAUUUAAUGCUCAACGUCAUUCACUUUAUGAACUUCAAUCUCAAAGUCCACCUAGAGUGAAACGAACGGAAUCAAAUCAUUCAUUAUAUUUUCCAACUAAUACUAAUGCACCGAAAGCAUCACCGCCGCCUGAACGACGUCUAUCUAGAGAAACAAAUGUAUCAAAUCGAAAUGUUGAUAUUACAUCUGUCCAACCAAUACAACUCAAAUCAGAAAAUCCAACAAACAGUCGAGUAUUACCAGUAUUAGCAAGAGGUGUACAACCUCGUCCACAGGAAUUAAUAAAACGACGUAAUACACAACGAUUUCGAACAGAACCAGUGUCUAUGAAUCAUUUACAACCCCCAACAACACGAAUAACACCUUCCAGGAUCGUUCCUAAUCCUGAAUUUAAUCGUGAACAUCAAGUUAGAUGGGCAAUACCUGUUGUUCAGAAAAUACCACAAACAACACCAUAUCGUCUUGCAUCAGUAUCUGAAUCACCUUCAAUUAUACCAGAUCUACGACGAUCUGAACGAUCUGCAAGUAAUUCAAUACCAGAUUUAUCUUUAAAUUUACCACGAACUCAAUCACUCAGUCAAACAUAA
Messenger RNA from Adineta steineri, 2544 nucleotides. The record is from the annotation of a GenBank genome assembly. Lineage: Eukaryota; Metazoa; Rotifera; Eurotatoria; Adinetida; Adinetidae.